AUGAUAGUCUCUCUUACUGAAGGUUGUAGCGCCAUGGCUACAAGUCAGUUGCCAUCAAAGCAUAAUGAUUCAUGGAGUUUCACUAUUCCUUGUAACAUUGGUGACACAUUUGUAGGUAAAGCUUUAUGUGAUUUGGGUGUUAGCAUAAAUCUAACGCCAUUUUCAAUCUUUGGGAAAUUUGAGAGCGACAAAGCAAGAUCCACUAUGGUUACUUUGCAACUUACUGAUCGUUCCACCGUACAUCCUAGUGGCAUUAUAGAAAACAUGCUUGUUCGAGUGGACAAGUUUAUCUUUCCUACGAAUUUCAUCAUUUUGGAUUGUGAAGUGGACAAAGAUGUACCAAUUAUUCUCAGUCGCCCACUCCUUGCUACAGGCCGAGCAUUGAUUGAUGUUGAAUAG
Messenger RNA from Hibiscus syriacus, 399 nucleotides. RefSeq lists its product as uncharacterized. Lineage: Eukaryota; Viridiplantae; Streptophyta; Magnoliopsida; Malvales; Malvaceae. The transcript has a single exon. The coding region runs from base 1 to 399 and encodes 132 amino acids. The record is from RefSeq and is a predicted model, not a curated record.